ACGCCAUUGGUCUUUAAAGUUUCCAUUCACCUCACGGUCAAAUUUGCAGGCGCGCGCGUGUGUGGGGGUUGUUAAAUUCGUUCAUCCCUCACGGCCGACAGUAUUAGACGAAGUCGCCCCCGAGCUGGUCACCAAAAAAAUUUGUGGGGCGGGUAGGUUUCGCAGUCAGUGACCUCGUCGCGGUGAAAUCUAAAAGAAGGCCGAUUGUGAAAUAGACCCGUGCGGCGACGACCCCCAGCACUCCACUGAAGAGGACGACGAUUUGUACAGUCAUUCUUUAAGUGUCUCGGUUGUUGGCACCGGGGUCCAGUGAUUAUCGCAGGUAAAUUCCGCUCGGCCUAAAUAAUGGAAGCCAUACAGUUCAGUUUGGGGGAGAAGAAAUUGGAAUUGGUCAACAAGCCCGUACCGCAAAUAAAGGAGCCCACCCAGAUCUUGGUUAAGGUCGCCUAUUCGGGCAUCUGCGGUACGGAUUUGCACAUCAUCGAGGGCCACUUUCCGUGUAACCCCAACGGAUUUACGUUGGGCCACGAAUUUUCCGGCGUCGUGGUUGAUGUAGGCGCGGAAGUUUUUCAGUUUGCCAAAGGCGACAAUGUGGCAGUUGAUCCUAAUAAUGGUUGCGGAAUUUGCCAUUUUUGCCACUCAGGCGAUCCACAUUACUGCAAAAGCGGCGGAAUCAACAACACAAUCGGCAUCUACAAGGACGGCGGCUGGGCCGAGUACGUCCUCGUUCCCGAGAAACAGGUCCACAAGCUAACCGAACACAUUACGUUGGAGCACGCCGCCUUAACCGAACCAAUCUCGUGCCUUUCACACGGAUGGGACUUGAUCUCGCCGAUUACCAUGGGUGAUAAAGUUUUAGUGACCGGUGCGGGUAUCAUCGGUAAUUUAUGGGUAGCUUUACUACAUUUGCAAGGGCACAGGAGGGUUACGGUUUCCGAGCCGAAUGGGUUGAGACGCGAGUUAUUGCAGAAGCUGGGUACAGGUUUUCAGUGCAUAACACCCGACGAGCUGAAACAGCGCCACGAGAAGGACGCCGACUACCUGUUCGACGUCGUCAUCGACUGCACCGGCUCGGCGCCGGCCAUCGAGCACGCCUUCUCCUUGCUAAACGCCGGCGGAACCCUGUGCAUUUUCGGCGUAGCCCCGCCCCACGCGAAAAUCAGUAUUUCUCCCUUCGAAAUCUACAAGAAGGAAAUCCGAAUAGUCGGCGUCAACGUGAAUCCGUUCAGUUUUCCGAAAUCGCUCGGUUUCCUCGAGUCGCUAAGCGACAGGUAUCUCAAGUUCGAGAAUUUGGGCGUGAAGACGUUCCAGCUGAAAGAGUACAAGCAGGCGAUAGAGGAAUUGAAAAAGGGGGCCAUUGCGAAAGCGGUAUUCAAACUGUGAUCCAUUUAAAUCGUUUUAAGUUCAGUAGAAAUUGUUUUCCUUCAAAAGUAUUUGUAGCGUUAAUCAAAUAUUUUUAAACAC
This is a messenger RNA of Photinus pyralis (common eastern firefly), 1464 nucleotides long. RefSeq names its product D-arabinitol dehydrogenase 1-like. Gene Ontology annotation, molecular function: zinc ion binding; oxidoreductase activity. The transcript is spliced from 7 exons. The record is from RefSeq and is a predicted model, not a curated record. Bases 346 to 1383 code for a protein of 345 amino acids. Lineage: Eukaryota; Metazoa; Arthropoda; Insecta; Coleoptera; Lampyridae.